AUGGGAGCUGAACACUCGAAGGACAAGCAUCAGAGAAGAAUGUUUUUGCUGAGGAAAGGUCAGAGACUUCCUGCAUGGGAAGAAGCUCUUAUCUCAGGAAAAGAUCCAAAGUCACUGCUGAAGCGUGGAUUGCGUUAUGUCAGUGUGAGCCUCAUAAUGAAGGGGAUGACAAAUGUGCCUGAUUUUUUGUGGGGCUUGUCAGAGGUGCAGAAAUUGAACCUUUCACACAACCAGCUGGUGGUUCUUUCUCCGGCUUUGGGGAAACUAGACAGAUUAGCAGUGCUGAACUUGUGUGGCAAUCGCCUCAAGUGUCUGCCUAACGAGACCGGGCUACUCAGAAACCUGAAGGUUUUAUUUGUCGAUAUGAAUUGCCUGAGUGAAGUGCCAGCAGAGCUCAGUCUGUGCACAAAGCUGGAAGUUUUGAGCCUUUCGCACAAUUGCAUCUCACAACUCCCUUCAAGCUUCACUGAUUUGACAAACCUAAGGAAGCUGAAUCUGAGUAACAAUCGUUUUGUUCACAUCCCCUUAUGUGUUUUUGCAUUGAGGGGUUUAGAUUUCUUGCACUUAGGCUCCAACAGACUUGAAAACAUUGCAGAAAGUGUCCAGUACCUGGUAAACUUGCAGAUCUUUAUUGUAGAAGAUAACAAUAUUCGCACCUUGCCACGGUCUCUCUGCUCCAUCACUGCACUUGAGUUACUAAAUGUAGCUUACAAUUCUAUUCAGACCCUUCCACAUGAUCUCUAUCUGCUGCACAGAUUGCCAAAAAUUGCUUGGAAUCCAAUGGAUAAAGGGCUCCAUAUUUCACAUAACCCAUUGUUCAGACCACUGCCAGAGAUUGUAGAGGGAGGACUGGAUGUGCUCUUCAACUACCUUAAAGAGAAAAAGCAACACAACUAA
Emys orbicularis (European pond turtle) is the source of this 897-nucleotide messenger RNA. RefSeq names its product leucine rich repeat containing 30 (gene LRRC30). The transcript has a single exon. Lineage: Eukaryota; Metazoa; Chordata; Testudines; Emydidae. Gene Ontology annotation, molecular function: protein binding. Bases 1 to 897 code for a protein of 298 amino acids. The record is from RefSeq and is a predicted model, not a curated record.